Rhodofomes roseus is the source of this 638-nucleotide messenger RNA. RefSeq lists its product as uncharacterized. Lineage: Eukaryota; Fungi; Basidiomycota; Agaricomycetes; Polyporales; Fomitopsidaceae. The transcript is spliced from 3 exons. The coding region runs from base 1 to 597 and encodes 198 amino acids. The record is from RefSeq and is a predicted model, not a curated record.
AUGCACAAGCUCAAGGAGAGAAUAGUUGUAGGUCGAGAGCGCGGCGGGCUCGGCGGGGUGGUCGUGACGAGCGCGGGAGCUGCGAAGUGUGGAAGGCAACAGCCACCGCUCUCCAUCCACUCGAUCGCUGGGUUUUACACGCAGCACAGCGCGCGUCCCUCCAAGGGGAAUGUCCACGGCGCCGCGAGCACGGGCACCUCCGAGAAGCUCACGCGGCUCAACAUCACACAGCUCACGAAUGUACCACCUGAGGAACCGUGCCGGGCACUGCUGAACCUCACACGCGAUAAGAGCCAGGACACUUUCAAGCACGUUCGAGGAGCAGUGGAGCCCGUGCAGGUGUACGAGACACAUGGGUCUGCGACGUUCAACGCGGAGGCCCGAGAAAGAGUGAUGCCACCGAGUGCAUAUCCUACCUCGAUGCGCCCGCUGCCAGCUGCAUCGAGAACGACGCAGACGAGCGCGGUGAACCCAGCAAAUGGACGGGAGCGCGCCACGCAACAUGGCCUGCAGUACUGGGGCGAGUACGAGGAGGAUCGCCGCUAUGAUGCGCACGGGCGUGUGGCGUACCGCGCGAGCCUACUGAACUGUAUAUAAGUACUAUGCUAGUGUAGCUGAUAAACAAUUGUCACAUUUAC